GUCGACCGCGCUAGAGCGAUCAAAACAUUAUAACGACAAAAUACGCAUUCGUCAACGCCGAACCUGUAUUCGGUUCCACUUAGAGUUUCUUGUGAUAAAAUAAUCUCGACAGGUUUGUGUCAUGUGCGCACGGAUUAAAGUUUCAUGAGGUGCAUCCCGGGCGAGGGCGAUUGCGCGAGGAGGGCACAGGGACGUCGGCGGGCGAUCCAUCACCUGUCCGCCUCUAGUGCUCUCCGGGGCGAGUCGUCAAUCGUCAAUGCAUCUCGUUGAUGUCUUUUACUUAACGCUUACUUUGGAAAGUGCUUAGAGAUAAGUGCGGUGUUCGAUGUUUAUAUAAUUCUCAAUCUGAAUGUUAAUAACGGCUCCGUGUUGUGUUAUGUUUGUUUCACACGCGGCCAGUUAUUUGUUUGUUUGUGUGAGUGAUAAGGGGCCGCGGCGGACUAUCAGCAGUAAAAGUUACAAGUGCUAAAUUAAUCGAGCAAAAGUGUUAACUUAUUAUCGGUCGAAUCUGACUUUCUACGUGGGUCGAGGAGAAUUAUGCGUGGGGCGUGCGCGUGCGCGGUGGUGUGCGCACUGGUGGCGCUGUGCGCGGCGCUGGAGCCCGAGGCGCGCGCCGCCGCUGAGCGCCAGUUGCUCACCCUGCUCGGUCUGCCGCGACGGCCCGCGCGCAUCCGCGCCGCACCGCCGCCCGUGCCGCGCGCAAUGCGCCUGCUAUACGAGGCGCAGGGCGCGCUGCCCGCGGCCGCUGCCAACACGGCCCGCUCCUUCCACCACACGCCCACCGAGCUCGAUAGCCGUUUCCCCGCGGACCACCGCUUUCGACUUUAUUUCAACGUGAGCGCCGUGCCCUCGGACGAGGUCGCACGCGGCGCCGAGCUCACCUUGCAGCGUGCGCACAACGUGACGGGCGCCCAACGGCUCCUGUUGUAUGACAUAGUUCGGCCGGGUCGUCGUGGCCGUUCCGACCCUAUCCUGCGAUUGCUCGACUCCGUGCCGCUGUGUGCCGGUGAAGGUGUGAUAAAGGCCGAUGCGCUGAGCGCGGCGCGCCGCUGGCUCUCUGAACCGCAGCACAAUCAUGGCUUACUAGUAAAAAUCAUAGACGAGGAAGCGAAAGGUGUCGCUGCGCGGAGUCCGCACGUGAGGGUGCGGAGACGAACGACGGAGGAGGAUGAGCAGUGGCGUGCGCUGCAGCCGCUGCUACUGUUGUACACGGAGGACGCGCGAGCGCGUGCUGCCCGGGAGAGUGGCGAGUCGCGCCUCACUCGGAACAAGCGCGCGGCCGCGAGAAGAGGGCACCGCGCGCACCACAGGCGCAAGGAAGCCCGCGAGAUAUGCCAGAGGCGGCCGCUGUUCGUGGACUUCGCCGACGUGGGCUGGAGCGACUGGAUCGUGGCCCCACACGGGUACGAUGCGUACUACUGCCAAGGCGACUGCCCGUUCCCCUUGGCAGACCACCUCAACGGCACUAAUCACGCGAUAGUGCAGACUCUAGUGAACUCAGUGAACCCGGCGGCUGUGCCCAAAGCGUGUUGUGUGCCCACGCAACUGUCGCCAAUAUCUAUGUUGUAUAUGGACGAAGUGAACAAUGUGGUGCUUAAAAACUAUCAAGACAUGAUGGUGGUGGGCUGCGGGUGCCGAUGACGAAGGGCCGCCGCCCCUGCCCGACGCUCGGCGCCGGCGCCCGUCGCCCGGUGCACUCCUAGUGAUAUCUCGUGGACCCAGUGUAAAUAUAGUAGCGGCCUCGAAAUCUGUACAUACUCGUAGAUUAACCUGUAUAUAUAUUUGUGUAAUAAUUAUUUUAUUGAUGAGAUGACGUUGAUAUAAUAAAAGAUAUAAUUUUCUACAGUAAAUUCCAUUGAUUUUCUAGUGUAAAAAUCGUCCCUUAGUACAGUGAAUGUUCUGCCAUAUUUCUAUAGAGUGUUUACGGAAACGAUUCUUAUAUUUGUACUAGUCGUAAAGUAUUAUAAAUGAUAAACUUAUAUUGAAACGAGUUAGCUACUCGAGUAAUACAUAAAAACGAUAAUUUGUAGCCUAAAGACGUCGAUACCGUACGUAAAAAGCCUAAUGGCUUCCACGCAUAAUUCACGUUAACAGUAUAAAUUAUUAAUUUUAUUUACUGCUCAUCAAAAUUUAUUUAUAUUUGAGUAAAAUAUUGUGUAAAAUACUAAGAGGAAAUGUGUGAAGUUUCACAAAAUAUUGUAUCAAUACCAUGAUAUCGAAAUAGUGAAAAACAUAAUUUAUAAUUUGUUUAAUAACCAGUCACAACAAUAGUCAUUCGAAUCUCGUAGACCGCGGCCGUCAGGCACGCAGUCUCCUACUCGGGUUUUAAAGGUCAAGAUUUUAGACUAAAUACCUGGCCACGGCCGUCUACAGUUUAUCAUGGGCUGAGGUCGCGGCUAAACGAUUCUAUUGAAUCGGUACAAUGCUCUAUAAUUCAUUGUUGUGACUUUUGUAAUUCGUACUUUGAGCUCGGAGCUGUUCAAAUUAGCUCCAAUAUAAUUUUGUACUUUGUAAAUUCAUGUCAUUAAGAACUGAUCAUAGCUGUAUGUGUCUACGUUGAUUUUUAAAAUGUUCAAAGAGUAAAGAAAGUUUUUUAUUGAUGCAUUUUGUAUGUUUUUUCUUAACCGUCCGCAACCUGUAAAACGGAGUAUAAUAAUAUACGAAAAGUAAAAUUGGAA
Messenger RNA from Papilio polytes (common Mormon), 2678 nucleotides. It is a transcript of the gene dpp, whose product is annotated as protein decapentaplegic. Lineage: Eukaryota; Metazoa; Arthropoda; Insecta; Lepidoptera; Papilionidae. Bases 538 to 1641 code for a protein of 367 amino acids. Gene Ontology annotation, biological process: SMAD protein signal transduction; BMP signaling pathway. The transcript is spliced from 2 exons. Gene Ontology annotation, cellular component: extracellular region. The record is from RefSeq and is a predicted model, not a curated record. Gene Ontology annotation, molecular function: cytokine activity; growth factor activity.